AGAGGAUAUAUAAAAAUGUAUUUAUGGUAUUUCAGGUCUGAAGACUUGCGUCGUGAAUUUGGUCGUUAUGGGCCUAUAGUAGAUGUGUACGUUCCACUUGAUUUCUACACUCGGCGUCCAAGAGGAUUUGCUUACGUUCAAUUUGAAGAUGUCCGUGAUGCUGAAGAUGCCCUGCAUAAUUUGGAUCGGAAGUGGAUUUGUGGCCGUCAGAUAGAAAUCCAGUUUGCGCAGGGUGAUCGGAAAACUCCAAAUCAAAUGAAAGCCAAGGAAGGGAGAAAUGUGUACAGUUCUUCUCGUUACGAUGACUAUGACCGAUAUAGGCGAUCUAGAAGCCGGAGUUAUGAAAGGAGGCGGUCUAGAAGUCGUUCUUUUGAUUACAACUAUAGAAGAUCUUAUAGUCCUAGAAACAGUAGACCUACUGGAAGACCUCGGCGUAGCAGGAGCCGUUCGGACAAUGAUAGGUUCAAACACCGCAAUCGAUCUUUUUCAAGAUCUAAGUCCAAUUCAAGAUCACGAUCCAAGUCACAGCCCAAGAAAGAAAUGAAGGCUAAAUCACGUUCUAGGUCUGCAUCUCACACCAAAUCUAGAGGCACCUCUAAAACAGAUCCUAAAACACAGUAUAAAUCCAGCUCAAGAUAUGAAAAGGAACCAAGAAAAAAAGAACCAGCUAGAUCCAAAUCUCAGUCAAGAUCACACUCUAGAUCUAGGUCAAAAUCCAGAUCAAGGUCAUGGACUAGUCCCAAGUCCAGUGGCCACUAACCGUGUAACCAUCUUGUUUUUAGGCAUGAAUCAUUCAUUACACACAGUUCAGUUAAAUUAUCAGGAAUAUGAUGUUGCAGCAGUGCUAAAAAGAACUUUUUGUCAGUUUUCCCUGUAGCAGGCAAUGGUUAUAAUUAAAGUUACAGUGUUGAGAAGCCACUGAGAGUCUACUUUGUGAAAUGUCAUGGGCAGCUGUUGAUUUGAUUGUGGUGUCUCUAUGUAUAUUUUUGUAAAGAUUUGCAUUUUUGAUGCUUAAAAUAUUGGUGAUAUCUUGACCAUAAUUUGCAACAUUGUCCUAUUAAAAAUUUCACAUCCACUGAGAAAUUGGUACAAA
This is a messenger RNA of Pelodiscus sinensis (Chinese soft-shelled turtle), 1093 nucleotides long. Lineage: Eukaryota; Metazoa; Chordata; Testudines; Trionychidae. The record is from RefSeq and is a predicted model, not a curated record.